Molecule: messenger RNA, 564 nt
Organism: Kwoniella shivajii
Lineage: Eukaryota; Fungi; Basidiomycota; Tremellomycetes; Tremellales; Cryptococcaceae
Product: phosphatidylglycerol/phosphatidylinositol transfer protein
Exons: 7
Coding region: 1-564 (187 amino acids)
Biological process (GO): intracellular sterol transport
Molecular function (GO): sterol binding
Source: RefSeq, a predicted model, not a curated record
AUGCGUCUCACUUCUCUCGCUCUCGUCCCUUUGCUCGCAACUGCCGCAUCGGCAAACCUCGCCGCUGAUGCCCUUGGAUGGGCAGGUGAACUCGUCUCUGGUGGUGGUGGUGGCAAAGUCGCAGCUAAAGAUGGGGAAAUGAGAACAAUGGAUAGUUGGAGUUAUGUCGAUUGUGGUCUCGCUACCGACGCUGUUCAAAUCAAAUCAAUUCACGUCACCCCCGAUCCUCCUGUUCCAGGAAAGAACCUUACUGUAGAAGUAGAAGCAGAUGUUAUUGAGGGUAUCAAGGAAGGCGCAUAUGCCGAUGUUACUGUCAAGCUCGGUUUGAUCAAGUUGUUACAAAAGCAAUUUGACGUUUGUGAAGAAGCUCGAGGUGCCAAUGCUACAGUCCAAUGUCCAGUCGCUCCUGGCCCUUACAAAGUUAAACAGACUGUUGAACUUCCUAAAGAGAUUCCAAAGGCCAAAUUUUCAGUUCAAGUUAGAGGUUAUACAGAUGAAGAUGAAGAUAUGGUUUGUCUUGAUCUCUUCGUUGAUUUCAUGAAGAGACCUGGUGGAGUCAAUUAA